Molecule: messenger RNA, 1150 nt
Organism: Temnothorax curvispinosus
Lineage: Eukaryota; Metazoa; Arthropoda; Insecta; Hymenoptera; Formicidae
Exons: 2
Coding region: 638-1114 (158 amino acids)
Source: RefSeq, a predicted model, not a curated record
UAAAAAUUAUUUAUUAUUAAAAAUAAAUAGAUAUUAUUCGCUUAGCUGUAAUACAUAUUUUAGCAAAACUAAUAACAUGUCUGGCGAGGCGAAAAAGUAGCUGUCCUUAUAAGGAAGAAUUAUUUACACGUCCUGAUUGGGCCGGUUAUCGAAAUGCUUUGCGGAAAUGGCGAAAACAAUGUAAACUAACUGCAAUUCCAAAAAUAAUCUUGCCAUUAAACAAAUAUGGCCAGUUUUUUAUUAAUGAUAGAUCAGAGAUUAAAAACCGGAAAAAAGAUAUUUCCACUGAGCAUCUUGAAGAAAUUAGUAUGAACGAAUUGCAAAAAGUUUCCUCAACUACGUACGAUCAGAAAGGUAAAAAUAGAUGAAUUAAAUACAGAAUAUGUAGUAGACUUUUAAACAUAGCGAUUAGUUGGUGUAUUUUAACAGCAUAAUAAGUAAAUAUAAAUUGAUUAAAGUAUCAAUUCUCUCGUAAAUAAAUGUAAUAAAUAUUGUUCAACAUAUAAACUUCAAAGAUUCCUCAAGAGAACAAAGUGUGGAAACGGUAAAAUCAGCAACUUUUAACAUUUUUCGAUCGCCAGACGAUGGCAAAAAAUUUAGUUCUACGACUAGGAAUCUUAGAGAAAAAUCAGGAACCAUGGAAUAUAAAAUUUACGGCCCGCCGAAACCGCCAGGAGCGGGCCAAAAAUCCUGGCUAGGAAAGAAGGACGCUCAUUACAUGAUAGCUGGCGUAUCCAAGGAUUCACAUGAUUACCCUGUAACUUAUGAAAUCACGGGCGUGGCCAAUGUGACACCAAGCAACAGCGACGAGAAAUUCUUCGCAGUGCUAAAACUCGACCAAUUUAAAAAGGUUUUGCCCAGUGGCAGAGAAAAUCUGUCAAUAAACUGGCAAGAAUGGUUGCAAAAUGCUGAUGAAGACUAUAGACAGUUGGAGGAAGAAGCUGAUGAGUUAGUAAAAAAUGUACAGACAACUAUAAAAUCGGCAUUUCCUGGCCCCGUUUGCGAUAGUUGCUGCUCAUGUCGACAGACAAGAAAGUUUGAUGAAAAAUUGCAACAAAGCGAGAGUGACGAGACGUUGAUUAAUGCAGAGCAGAAUGGAGAGAAAAAUACGUGAGAGAUUAUUAUAAAGGCUAGAUUUAGAUAGUGUUUU